AUGUUAUCCCUUAGAUGCUCUAGAACUGCUAUACGUUCUUUCAGAACUACUGCACGUAUAUUCCAACAAACUGUUCAAGGUGAACCAACUGAAAAUACUCCAGAAAGCGCUCCAGUUGAUGCUGCUGCUACUUCUGAAUCUUCAACUCCGAAAAUACCACAAUCAACUCAGAAAUCAUGGAAAGAAAUGUAUGCCAAUUCAGAUGCCCCUGGGUUUUCAAAUAUGAUUCAAUCAGAUAUUUUCAAAGAUGUUAAAAGAUCAUCUCAACAAGAUAUCCCACCACUUGCUAUUAACAGACUAUUUGAACGUCAUUUUAAGGUUAGUGAAACCUAUAAUCCAAAUUAUUUUAGUUUAAGUAAAAUAAAAAGAGAAACAAAAGAUAAAUAUGAAAGGCAAAGAGUUGAUCCAUUUAAAGCUUCGGGUAUUAAUCCAACUCAUCUUUAUUUAAUGCCAGAAAUUUUAUCUAAAUUUAUUUCAUCAACUGGUCAAAUUUUACCAAGAGAAAUGACUGGUUGUAGUUCAAAGAAUCAAUAUUUAUUGGCUAAAGCUAUAAAGACUAGUAGAGCUUGUGGAUUAUUACCAACUACUCAUAGAAGUGAUGUACACAUGCCAACAAGAAUCUUGUAG
Messenger RNA from Hemisphaericaspora subhashii, 627 nucleotides. RefSeq names its product mitochondrial 37S ribosomal protein bS18m. The record is from RefSeq and is a predicted model, not a curated record. Gene Ontology annotation, biological process: mitochondrial translation. The transcript has a single exon. Gene Ontology annotation, molecular function: structural constituent of ribosome; small ribosomal subunit rRNA binding. Gene Ontology annotation, cellular component: ribosome; mitochondrial small ribosomal subunit. Lineage: Eukaryota; Fungi; Ascomycota; Pichiomycetes; Serinales; Debaryomycetaceae. Bases 1 to 627 code for a protein of 208 amino acids.